Molecule: messenger RNA, 1321 nt
Organism: Vespa crabro (European hornet)
Lineage: Eukaryota; Metazoa; Arthropoda; Insecta; Hymenoptera; Vespidae
Product: PH domain-containing protein DDB_G0275795-like
Exons: 2
Coding region: 203-1228 (341 amino acids)
Cellular component (GO): extracellular matrix
Source: RefSeq, a predicted model, not a curated record
CAUACUCAUUGUGCUUGUUGGUACACGUGCGCAUCAUGCCCUGGGCAAGCCCAGGUUGUAUCGCAACGGUUAUGAGAAGGUCGUUGAAUAAAAAAAGAAGAAAGAAGAUAUCACCGAGAGAUUAGGUGGGGGCGGUAAAGGCGGGUGUUUUGACGUGUUGCGGCUUUUGUUGCAAGGAAUUCUCGCGGGUUAUUGUAUACGGAUGGCACAAAAAUGCGAGUCGCAACCGAGACGUAUAAAAGUGCCACCGAUUUUACCCCGAGGCAUCAGUCUUCUGCCGAUCCUCUUGUGGACAAACAUGGCUGGCAAGUUCGUUGUACUCUUGGGAUUGGCGAUAUUCGGGCAAUGCUCAGUGGUACCUGCGGCGAUACCAGCUGUAGCAACUGUUCCUGCGGCAAAACUGGAGGAAUUUGACGCGACACCACAGUAUAGCUUUGCUUAUGACGUCCAAGACACUCUGACGGGUGACUCGAAGGCUCAGUAUGAAACAAGAAACGGUGAUAUCGUUCAGGGUAGUUACAGUUUGAUCGAAGCCGAUGGAACUCGACGUAUCGUCGAAUACACGGCUGAUCCCGUAAAUGGAUUCAAUGCCGUUGUUAGCAGGGAACCUGUCACUGCUUUAGCUGCUAUCGCCGCACCUUUUGUACCCUAUGCACCCGCUGUGUCACCUUCCGUUGCAGCUGCACCUGCUGUACCAACUAUUCCUGCGACUGGUCCGGAUUCGGACGUUGAAGUGGUUGAAGCUAGAACGGGACCUCUAAAGAACGCACCGGCUUCGCGCGAUUUCGAACUGCAACAACAGCAGCGACAACAGCAACUCGAACAGAUACGCCAACAACAACAACGCCAACAAGAACAACAGCAACAACAAUUGCAGCAGCUGAAACAGAUACAAGAACAGCAACAGCAGACACGCCGGCAGAUUCAACAACAAGUCAGACAAAAGCAACAGCAACAAGUACAGCACCAACAAGAAGGUGGUCAGCAAGAAGAACUAAAACAGGAGGAACAGCAGGAACAGAGAUUUUCACCUGUCAGAGCUCUCGCCAGUCCGGUUCAACUCCGAUUAGGACAGAUUGAAAACGCUCAACGAGGAUUAGUCCAAUUACCAGCGACAAGAGCUAUCGCUACUUAUCCCACCUACAAUGCUUACACGGCAGCAUACUCAUCGCCGUUUGCUUACGCGGCACCUCUUACUGGUCUUACUUAUGCAUCUGCACUCCUCUAAAACAUAUUGCUUAAUCUUGACUUUUACACGACUUGUCCAUCGAAUGAUAUAUUACUAUUAAAAUUUUAAUAAAUCCCUUGUAAUCUUCUGAAA